AUGGCAAAGAGAACCUGUUUGACAAUUGAAUCACAACUAAACUUCUAUACGCGUUUUCAGACCCAAACGGUGCCAAAACCAUACCCUUUGGGGCGGCACAUACCUAUAUGGUUUAUAUAAGGGCGUGCCCGCGGGAAAUAGGGUCAGGAUUUGGAGAAAGGGGCGGCGCACCCCCACCAAGAAUUCUUCGGAGUUCCCCCCGGGAAGUUUAAAAAUAUGAAUUGUACGUGAUGUUGUAACUUAAGGCUCCUUUUCGCUCGCGCCACAGGUUUUUCUUUCCGCUUGCAUUUCCCCCUGUCGUCUGCUAUAAAGACGGGAAAUGAUCCUCCUUUCGUUCCAUCAAACUUUAAAAUCAAAUGAACGCAUGAAGCCGGAGAAUUUCUUAAUCCCUCUAGUGUGAUCAUUUAAAUGAAACCUAUUUAAUAGGCAAUGUUAUUACGUGAAAGUAUUCGAAUUUUCACAGCAUGUAAUUCGAAAUGCUUCGCGAAUUUUAUUUUGGGCCACUCUUAGGUGUAAACAGACUCAACACCAGACGGACAAUUUUUUCAAAAACUUUUGGAAAGGUGGAAAAAGGAACAAAGCAUAUUUUGCCGAUAGAAAGGAGUUAUCAACUAACGAAACGUCUGAGGUUGAUUGAAAAACUGUUAUCUGUUUGCGGUGUGCUUUGGAAGGAAGGCGGCGAAAUUCGCGGAGAGAUUUUACUCAGAUAAAGUGUUCUCACUUAAGAUACUAAUGUCAUUAAGGACUCCCCGCGAACAAAACAAUGAUUUGCUUUACUUUUACUCCUGUACCUUGACUAACUACUUGUCUUUAUAUUCAAUUUAUUCAUUUAUUUUUUUUACUUCCUAAUAAUAUUAAAGUUUUACCGAUAGUGUUAGGGAAUUAUGCUCUUAGCAGUCUAGUUUUUUAACUAUAGUACUUGCCUGUUGAUUUCCGAUGAAAUGUGGCUUCUUUUGUAACGCAGCUCAAAAAAAAUUGUCUGCCACAAUUGCCACAGACUAGACUAUAAAUAAAAAAAAGAAUGAUUAGCCCGAGGGCACUUAACGAAAGCUUGGAUAGGGUGUUACUUUUAUAAACUCCCUUGAAGCCUGAAGCCAAUGAACGCUCUCCGUCAAAAAUUCUCUCAAGCACAAACAACUUGCCACUUGGUCUACAGCUUUAUUCUGUGUAAUAAUGAUAAACUCCAUAAACAGAGAUGUUGGUUAUACCCUGUACAAGACGUUAAAUAUUAUAGUUAAUGUGAAUACCCUGACCCUUAUGAGUUACUAUCCUCACUCAUGCUUUUCCAAAAUCGAAUAAAGUUAAAAAAUGUCCGAAAUUUUAAUUCAGUUGUGUGCAAUGGAACAGGAAAUUACGCCACGAACAAAGUCAACAUUACAGUAUGCAGUCUUAUGAUACCCGUAAUUUUUCAAUUUUGUCGUGUGAAAUUCACGUUUUGACCUUAGAGGUGAGAUUGGAAGUAAGGAAAUAGGAGGGCCAUUUAUAAGAGGAAAAAUAAGACGCGUCCUGAAUAAGACGCAAACUAUCUAGUAUAAACGCGACUUAGCAAAGACGCGUCUUAUCGAAGAACAGGUGUUAGGGGCUGUUCUUAGAUAAGACGCGUCUUCGCUAAAUUUCAAACGAAAUGUGCCGUUUAUACGGGAUAGUUUGAGUCUUAUUUAGUACGCGCGCGUCCUAUGUAAGACGCGUCUUGUUUUUCCUCGUUUAAACGGCCCUAGUGUCUCUUUGGGUUAGAUGGAAAACGUGAGUGUGGAGUAGAAAGAAAAGAGUUUUGGAAGUGCGGAGUACGGAAAAUGAGGUGUGUCAAAAAUGUGGAUUGUGGUGGAAAGGAUGGAAAAUAGGAAGCGCUGCAUUCUUUGAAAAUUGAUUUAAUCAAAUUUUGUUUAAUUUGACAAUCAAUAAAUUAUCAGACCAUGUUCUUUUUAAAAUUUUCAUUCUUCUCUAAAAAUAGACCCCAAGCGCUGUUAUUACUUGGCGUAGAAAGUGCUAGGGAGGCUAUGGCGAAAGAGAUAAAAACAAAACCCUUUUGUGGCCAGCUCAUUACCCUUGUGGGCAUUUUUGUUUCUGUCCUUGAGAUCGCGACUAUAUUUGUCGUACAACACUUUGUACUUGCUCUGCGAACUUUUCAUCGAAGUUUUAUUCCACGGCCAUCAAAUGUUUUUUGCCAAAGCGAUCCUGAUCCUGGAACUAGUAUAACUGGCCAAGAAAAACAGAUCGCCUUCCUUCCGUUUUCACACGCAUAACACAGACGCAAUCAUAAGCACAAGAAGAAGGAACACUUAUUCAUUCUCAAGAUUUUGCUGGCUUUCAUAACCUUUUCUUAUGCUCGCGCGUUUGCUUGUCUCGCUAGUAAAUCUAGUGAAAACCAUACAUGAAGUCAGAUUGUUGGCUGUUUAUUGAUUGUUAAUGUUUGUUGUCAAAUUAGAUUAAACUGCGUGAGUCAACCAUCAAGUAUUAUACCUCUUCCUGUUUUAAGAGUUUGACACAUUUCUUUCUUCUUUUUUUUUAAUUUUUCCACCACUACUCUUUAUUUUCCACACCCCAGACGCUGCAUUCCUCGUUUUCCAUUUUCCUUUUUCUAAUUCAUUCCAGGUGUGGUCCACUCGAGCGCUUUAUCAGAUGUUUUUUUUCCAUUUGUAGCGUGAAGAAAAUAUUUCUUGUGUAUUUGUCCACUAUUGUAUUGGUAAAUCUAAUUUCUGACUUUGAUGCCAACACGUUCAUCAGGCCACCGAUCACAAAAUAGAACGUGCCUUGGCCUUCUUCGCUUAUGCUUAGAGUUUUCGGAAUGCAAAACUGAGUGAUAUUUUAUUACCCAAAGGAAAGCUAUCAGUUAUCAAAUGUUAUCAUAAGCACGUGUGUCAAUUCAUCACUACCCGGGAAACGAUGACAUUCUCUCUCGUUUCUGUCUUGACCUCAUGCGGACAAAGUCACAAACAUGAGGGUAAUGAAGGCGGGUGAAUGGUUGGAUGCUGUGUCAGCAAACACUUAAAGAAGGUGAAAAGGACAUAUCAAGUUUUGCUAUUGUGGAAACUAUAUCGAUUUAACAGGUUGAAGGAGGCAGGAUUUCAAAAUUAUCUGUCCAUUCCUCUCUAUCAACGUUACAGGGACGAAGAUGGCCGAUUUUGCAAGCCCGACUAUCUCACAAAAUUUCUCUUCUGUUGAUACAUCAAAGUUCGACAAAUUUGCAACAACUCCUUCAUCUUUGGAUGAGUCAUACGAGCAAGCCUAUAAAAUAACAACGACAAUACUCUUUUCGGCUGUGACCUUUUUCGGAGUUUUUUUCAACUCCAUCAUCGUUUUCACCGUCUACCGAUACCCUGAGAUGCGUUCGCCCUGCAAUCUUCUCAUAGUGAACAUCGCUGUAAGCGACCUGGCUAUUGCUUCGUUGGCUGCCCCUUUGCAUAUUAUCGACGAAUUUGUGGGAUGGCCAUUCGGAGACACCAUGUGCAAAAUUCUUUUUCCAAUGCAAGAGUUAUUCGUUACCGUGUCCGUAGCAACACAUACAACGAUCGCAAUGGAAAGAUUUCGGGCGAUUGUACGGCCCUUAAAAAGACGUCUAACAUUACGGGGCACAAAAUUUAUAAUUUUCGCAAUAUGGCCACUGUGUUACAUAACCUCUUCGCUACCACUCGCCCCUAUUAUGAUCACGGUGGAAAGACGAGGUAUGAAACGAUGCAUGGUCCAAUGGCCAUUCGAGCUGUACCGUCCUAUUUAUCAAGUCUAUCUUGUUAUUGUCUUCAUUGCUAUUCCUCUGUUCACACAGACAAUGGCUUACUUCAAGAUCCUAAAAACACUACAAACCAGGCUCGUUCCUUCGAGUGCGCUGACUGACCAGCUGACUGACAACACGUUGUUCACGCGUGCCAUACAGCAACAGAAACGCCGGCGGCUUAUCAAGACUUUGGCCAUCUUAGUUUUUGCCUUUCAAGUGUGCUAUAUUCCGCGCGGAGUGAUGAUGCUUAUUUAUGGAUUUUCCGACACAGCGGAUUUGAACAUGAGUGCCUUUCUUUACAUCUAUCUAUUUACGCUAAUUUUGUUCUAUUUGAAACAUGUCAUGAAUCCUAUUAUUCUCUUUGCCACAAGCUCUGAGUUUCGCCGCUCAAACUGUCUACGUAUCAUCUGUCAAUAAUAAUGCUUGGCCUCUCGACAACUUGACCUGGCCUACACACCAAAAGCCGGAAUUUUUUAGAAUUUUUAGGUUAUCAGAAGAAUUUUAAAAAUUUUAAGGGAUUUUCUAGGAAGAUGAAGGAUUUUUGCAGGAUUUUUAGGCGAUUUUCACGAAAUGUUGUUCGUUUGUCUUUGAUUUUCUCUACUGCCAUUGUGAUCCAUACAGUUGAACCACAGAGAGCCCAAGCUCGAAAUAUGAGCAUCGGCGAACAUCGUCAUUCGAAAUAUACGGAUUUGUAUGGGAAAAACACCUAUCGUUUCUGUAACCUUCAAAAAUGAAACGAUUUCAAUAAAAAACUGCUUACCUUUCUUAAAUGUGUGUUGCGUCCCUCCUGUGUAGUCCACGGGCCGAUAUAUGGCCUUUUUAUGGGUUUUUGGGUAAACGGUUUUCUCUCUAUGUAAAGUUGGAGAAAACCGUCAGGAGCCGAUUAAUCGUCCGUUUACCCAAAAACCCAUAAAACGGCCACAUAUCGACCCGUGGACUACGCAGGAGUGACGUAACAGCCAUUUAAGUAAGGUAAGCUGUGUUUUUAUUGAAACCCUUUCAUUUUCGAAGGUUACAGAAACGAUAGGUUUUUUUCCCAUACAAAUCCUUAUAUUUCGAAUGUUACGCAAUAAUGACAAUGUUCGCCGAUGCUCAUAUUUCGAGCUUGGGCUACCUGUGGUGGAACCUCGAUAUAACGAAGGGCCAAGGGACUGGCAAGAUUUGUUCGUUAUAAACGUUUCGUUAUAUCGAGGCCCUUUUGUCACAUAUUUUACUAUCAGAAAGGUAAAAAAAGAUCGUACGUUGAAACGAGGACUUCGUUACAUAGAGGCUCGUUAAAUCGACAGUGGAACCUCGAUAUAUGAAGGGCCAAGGGACUGGCAAAGUUUCUUCGCUUUAACGCUCGAGUUUACGUUAUAUCGAAGUUCUUUUUCAUACAUUUUACUAUUUCUGGGGUAAAGAAAAUCGUUCGUUAUACCGUUCGUUAUGUAGAGGUUCGUUUAUAUCGGGAUUCCACCGUUAAGUAUCUAUACUGUUCCUUAAAUUUUCCAAUUAUUAAGUAGUGCCUGCAAUCCAACCUAGCAGCGGUCUGAGUGAAGUCAACGGGUUGAUAUUCUUUCCGAUUUUAUUUAUUUUAUAAGUGGAAGUAGGGCGCUGUGAAAACUAUCGCACAAAAGUGUGGGGGGUUUGGAGAUGUUUAGAAAUUCUUGGGAUUUUUAGACAGUCAAUUGAAAUGGGAAUUUCGGUAGAGAUUUUUAGAACAUUUUUCGAGAUUUUUAUGUCUAGGCCUAAAUUAUUGGGUUCUCUAAACUUCUUUGGCACGUGUUAGUGCGAAUUUAUCCUUUCUUUGCUUUUCUCGUCUUGGACAUUUUUUUAUUUCCUGUCUGACGAAGGUCAGGAAAAGUUACCGAAGUUUCCAGAUUAAACGACCUUAAACCACUACUACGUUAGCUUUUUCUUGUCAUCUUUGUUUAAGUGUUCAAAAGUUAAUCCAGGUGCUUUAAAGGAGUAAAUCUCUUGCCAGGCCUUUUUGGCUUUAUUUUCUCUUUUUUCUACAUUAGUCUCACGGUCAUCAGUGCAGGAGUUAACACCAUACUGCAUAAGAUCAAAAGAACCUACCAUUUUUGCAGAUACGAUUUUAACUUUUAAUAAUACCAACUACUCGGACUGUCGCUUUUAACUGAAAAUCAACUCAUCUCUCUCCAAACUCGGCGUGAGACCAAGUGAACAAUAAUUCUAUACUGUCAGUUAGUGUGAAUGACUUCUGCGGCUCACAGUUAUUGCAAACGUCUUUAACAUAGAAGAAAGUAAAAAUCAAAACACCAAACUCUAUAGCAAAUGUUUUUCAAUGCUUUUCACGUUUGGGUGAUUUCCGUUUGUAAACAGCAAGUCGAAUUCUUUGACUAUUUGACGAAAUAAUUAAAAUUGAUCUUCAAGCUGAGUUAUCCCGUCAUGAGAUUUUGCGCUUAACGGCAGAUUCCAGUAAUGGUUAAUGGGGGAGGUCAGAUGUGUUCCUUUGCUGUUUAUAUAACAUGUGUUGGACUAGAAGCAGUAUGUGUGAAAACAACAGAAAACUGCUCCUCAGAGCAGAGGUUAGUGAAAAUACAAAGUAAAACAGGAAAUGAACAGCGAUACUACUUCGCUUGGAAACGGCAGAAACCUUUCGCCCCGGGGGCUAUAUAUUAUAAAUAUGUUCUGAGGGGGCAAUUUUAAAAACCUGACCAAAGUGAUAGGCAGGCCUCAAGGUUAGCCUGUCUGUUAUGGCUCGCCAGAGUCAGACUAUUUUUUUUUUACCUAGCCUUGGUAUUGUUUUUUUUUAUACUGAAAGAAAAAAAUCCUACUGCGAUUUACGCACCGAUUUAACAUUCUCUAGCUGAUAUCAAUUUACUUCCGUUUCUUCCUCGAGGUAUACGAAAGGGUUGGGAAAUCUGUCAUCAUUUCGGAAUAGAAUGUAUGGCUGUGAAAAGUGGGGAAAACGUUCUGGUUUUGUGCUUUAUUCAUAUUUCAAAUACAGUGCAUUUACAGCAGUUAAAAAGAUGCAAAAUUCUAAACUAAGUAUGAGAAAGAGGUACCAUUUUUCCACAGAAGUUAUGUAUACUAAAGGGGAACCUUUUCUGUCGAAGAUGGUAUAGAAAGGUGUGUAAGGGGUUGGGCCUCGGGGCGGAGCCCCCCCUUAUGAAACUUUGUUGAGUACUCACUCCUUCGUCCCACCAAGGUAACCACCGAUAAUUUUAAAACUAACCAGUCUGUCUGAAUUCCUCCGGUGUGACGGUCGAGGAGCGGUGACGUUCUUAAGUGGGGUACUCUCAUAUAUAUAGAUGUACAAAUGUUUUUAAUAGCCGUUUACCGUUUAAAAUAAGGUUUAUAUAACUUUGUGAAUGCGACAGGCGCUGUUAUUGGUCCUUGUCCACUGGUCAUGUAUUAUAGAGUACAGAAACACGAUGUACGUCUCAGGAAACUUAGUUUUCUUUGUUUUGUUCAACAUGGCGCGCGGUUUAAAAGUGUUUGCGCGGUUAUUUCAGAUUGAACAAGUGAAGAUCUUGGAAAAGUUAAGCAGAGGCUGUUUACAAAUCAAGAAGGAAGCAACGGAGGCGAAAAGUACUCCUGGCGACUUAAAAAUGCUUAAACUGGCACAAUCUUCGAAACAGCUGUCAUUGUUCUAGGAGUUGACAUCAGCGUUGAAAAUUUUCACGUAACUAAUUUUGCUUUGAGCAAGUAUAAACGUUUAGGAGAAGGUUACGAUCCAGUUCAAAUAGGUGAGGACGUAAGAAGAAGCUGAUACGAAAACUGAGUUGCAUCGUUGACUCGAAAAAUGUUUCAACUGGAAUAAAUCCUUUAAUAGUUAAGCGUUUCGAGGCGAGUGUAUCGUUCGGCAAACGGCGAUUUGUAACACGUGACCAAAUUUUCCUUUUUUAAUACCUGUCGUGUACUGUUCAGUUUGUCUACACAGAAAAUAGGAGUUAAAUGCCACUUUCAUCCAUAGUAAUAAACUUGGAGAGUUUUUAUUGCUCAUUUCCUAAUUUGAGAACUUGUCAACUCAUUUCUGACGUUUACCGUAAAAGUAGUUCUAAAUUUCUCUAUUGUUCUAGUGGCCAAUGUUUUAACAGGAAAUAUGUUCCAGCUAAACAACAAAAGAGGGACUGGACACGAAUAUAUGAAACUCAAAGAGCAGCUGGAUUUAUAGCUCAUUAAAGAGUUUUUUAUUCCCACGGUAGCUUGGCAGGUGCAAUUUAAUAACACCUCGCAAUUACCUCGUCAGCGAAAGUUAUUACAGCGUCCUGAGUUGAAGUAGCUACCUUGUUCUUCAAUUUCACUACCAUCACUGAACUUUUAUCGCUUAAUACUUACUUAACUUACUCGGUUAGUGGGAUCUCACUUGCCAUAAUUACUGGAGAGGUCUGUCGUUCAAUACUGAGCCGAUUUUAGACUCAUUUUGCGGCUCUGAAAACAGAAUAUUACUCAGAUUACUGAACCAAGGGCAAGACCAAUAUAAAUGCCGAGCCACGCGAAAAGAGAUAUUUCAGUUAUUAUAAUCAAAAUUGCAGAAAAUACGGCCCAACAAAUGGUAAAUAUAAAUGGUAAAGCAAAGUAAGCAAAAAUUGCUAAUUAAAAGGUACCAUAACGAAUAAAAUGUUGAAAAUUUCGAUAGAUCCUCAUACGUGUUUUCUCAGACUAUUUGGUCGUUUAUAAACCUAAAAACAUUUUCCCUUCAGUUACUCGAUCAGAAUAUUUCUGACAUGCUAUAGUUUUUCUUCCUUAUUACUUUUUACUGAACUUACUGACGAAUGUUUAAAUUUAUUGUAUUCCUCUUUCACAGUCGUGGUAGACUUUACUCCUCCGCGCCGAGAGAGUCUUUUCAGUAACAUUUAAUGGGAAAAAUUGUGGGCUACAAUGCUUACGCAUUUAGUUGUGGAGGAAGUUUGAAAAAUAAUGAUAUUUGAAAAGAACUUAAAUAUGGUCAAUGUUGAUGAUAAAUAUAACAAAAUAUUUAUGUGCUAACUUAUCGUGUUAGGUUGUUAAAAGCUUAUUGAUUAUAGCCUGUUAAUGCAACUCGGUCUUCAGGAUGUUCUAGCAAUUAACAAAAACAAAACGUGUUAAUAGCACUUGAAUGAAUACGUCUAUUAGAUGUUUUUACAAUAAGCCCCGAGGCAGAGAAACAAGAAGUUAAAUCAUGAUAAUUGUGAAACUUUGCUUUUUAUUAUCGCCGCCUUUCGGCGUCAUUUCCUUUCGCAUUUCCAUUUUAAAGGAAGAAAUCUAUUGACGUCCGUCACUCAAAAAACACACACUGCCAUAGCCGUCUAAAGGAGAAAUUGGAAUACAAUUACAGUCUUACUCGAUUGCAACACAGAGCCUUGCCGAGAUCUUGGUCUGAGUGAGCUGUACGUCACGUAGGCCGUCGUGAUUAUCUAAAAGGUAAGAACAAAGUUCACGUUAAACGACUGACUAGGCGGAACAUGUUCGUGAAAGAAAGGCAAACUGCCUUUUUGUAAUUUUUUUUUUUCACACUAUUAACCCCCACCCCCAUAUCGAAAAAAUGUUCCCUUUGUCUUAGUGUUAGUGGCUACCAAAUGAUAUCAAAUGUAAUAAGACCUGCAGCAAUCUUUUUUUCCGACUUGUUUAGCUGACGGGGCAGGGUAUUUUGCAGAACGCCGAAUGCACACCGAAUGACCCUGAGUUUUUAGUAAUUAGGGUUAGGAAACUGAGUGAAUCAGGUUUCAGGUAAGUUUUCCCAGUACAAUGACCCUAAAUGAAACCUGAUUCACUCAGUUGCCUAAUCCUGAUCACUAUACUCCAGGGUCAUUCUGCGUUCGGCGUUCUGCGAAAUACCCGUUCGUAGUCUAGCCGACAAACCUGACCCUCCUCUCAUAGUUAUAAGCGCAGCAUAUCCGGAUUGUAAUAAAAGAAUUACGUGCGUUUCGCACUUCAACAGGACAGGUUUAGUUUUGUAGUUCUACUACAAAGUGCCUCACAUGAUUAUUUAUCUGCUUGGACACUUACCUUAAAUUUGCGGUUCAGUUUUGGCAACACAGAUUGGAAAAUACAUUCCGCCAUGUUGGAGGGAAUCGCCGACGCGGUUGAGUGACACAAUUACUAUUUAACGGCGGGAUUCAUAAGUUUUUGAGGACCAAUUUGAUGGCUUGAAAUAACAAAAUUUCUUUCUAAAUUACAGCCGCCUAGACAUAAUCAGCCUUUUUCGUCUGAUUUUAUAGACUUGCAGUCGCUUUUCAAUUUUUCCAUUUUUUGGUCUUGCAGGGUUUACCAAAAUUAACAAACUUACAUCUUGAAUAAAUAAUAAGUUGGCAGCGCGCACAAGCGGUUCAAUAAUAAAUGGCACAAACAGCGUUAACAAACUUUAGCUACGAUACCCGGACAGCAGCUCAUCGAAACAUGACAACUGAUUCCAGCAAUGGCACCGAACAAUCUGAGCAGGACCAAGUCCAACUGUUUGAUCCGAUGUCGUACAACAUCAUGGUCGUCGCCUUCUUUUCUGCUAUUUUCGCGUUCGGUUUGGUUGGAAACGCUUCGCUUUUAGGCACCAUCCUGCGGCGGAAGAAGUUAAGAAAUCCAUGUGGCCUUUUGCUGGCCAACAUUGCCCUGGCGGAUCUGGGUGUUGCAGUGAUUGCCGCGCCUUUAAGAAUCGCCGAGCUGUACUAUAUCGGUUGGCCGUUUGGUUCCGCCCUCUGCCGCCUGAUUCCUCCUCUACAAGACGUAAUGGUGUGUGUAUCUGUCGUCACACAUUCUACCAUAGCCUUGGAACGCUACAGAGCGACGGUUACUCCGUUCAAGGCGAGACCGUCAUCAGGCAAGACAAGAUGUGUCAUCUUUGGAAUAUGGCUGUUCUGUUACAUGUUUGGAGGUCUUCCAUUAACCUUCCCGCUUAAACUGGAGACCUUCGAAGGGGUGGUGUAUUGUUUUCCAGACUGGACUACUCUAUAUCGCAGAGUUUACGAGACCUACUUGGUGGUGAUCUUCAUCGUGGUUCAGCUGGUCAUUCAGAGCUAUGCCUACAUAAGCAUCAUUCGAGCCUUGAAAAGCAAAAGUGAAAUAAUUUCCAUGGUAGCAGCCAAAACGGAAAGUAUGGUGCAGUCGGGGACCUCUUUUGACUCGCGAGUUUCGUGCAAGGGAAUGGCUGCGAGUAUGAAGCGUAAACAAAAACUUGUCAAAAUGCUUCUUGUUUUGGUCAUAACUUUCCAAAUUUGUCAUCUCCCUCGUGGAAUCACGAUGCUUUAUCGCGAAUUUGCAGAUCCCUAUUCGAUUGGUCCAACAUUUGAGUAUUUAGACCUUAUAGCGCUUGCUCUGUACUACCUGAAACAUGUAAUAAACCCUUUUAUUCUGUAUGCAAUGAGCGCAGACUUAAGAAAUGGAGUGAAAAUGUGUUGUUGUAAACAUGGUAAAGGCACAGAGAACUUUCAGAACAGCCAGAUUAAAUCAACGUUCUACUCUGUCCCAAAGCGAACAGUAGAUUUCGACGAAGAACGACUGGAGGAAGAUGAAAUUGAACAGCCACUGUAAACAGACACUGUACUGUGCACAAGCGUCAGUGAACGCCGAACUAAAAGACAAGGAAGGCUUUAAAGCCAAGUCAGUAAUGCAAAAACUCAUUCUAUAAAACUCAGUUUCUUUUCUUUUCUCUUUAAUAAUAUCUAUAAUCGAACACAAAAUGACACAAGCCAUUUGAAACUUAGAGCUAAACAAAAUUAAAGUCGAAAAUUACUUCGUCAUUUUAAUAUUAAUUUGUCACAUAAAAUUAUAGUAAUCGCUUAUGUAAUAUGUGGAUCCUACGAUGCCAAUUAACCCGUGUAGAAAACCCAGCAUAUCUUGUGAAUAAAUAUUUCAGCGCAUAUUGGUGUAAUUUGCAUACAUUGUGGGGAAAUUAUCGUUUUUAUGAGCUGUUGUUCGAAACCGCCUCUAUGAGGGGUCGGUCGCUUAAUUAGUACGGUUAAAACAAAAUUAUUUAUUUUAUCUAUUGUGUUAUUUUACGCUUUGUGUGAUAAAUUUUAAAUGGUUCGCUUUUCCCGAUUUUAAGUUCCGACUUUUUUAUUUCUUUCAAUUACCAUUUUGAUCAUUGAAAUGGUCAAACUCCAACAUCACAAAUUCUCAUGAUUCAGAAUAAGAAUUUGCUUGGGAACUGCCUAGCUUUUAGUUUGCGUUUAUAAGCCGUCUUUUGAGUUAUAAACUGGGGUUUUAGAUAUCGCGGAGAUUCCCAAUAAAUUUUCACUCGACACGAGUCUUUCUUGUUCCAUUUUUAAUUAAAAUGACGGAUAAGUGCUCAAGUUUGGAAGGAAUGAAACACCGGAUAAUUAUUUCAUGGAGGUUACUUGUUGCCCGUGGCCACAAAUAAAGUUGGUAAUUUAAAAAUAUCGCCGUUUUGUUCUGUUGACUCCCACAAUUUAAUUGUCCGACCUUUGCAGAUAAACAAUGAUCGAAACACUUUUAUAUUCAUAUCUUUCAUCGGGUUUUUAAAAAAGAAAUUCAGAUGUCUUGCGUUUUAAUCGAUAAUCACUUGAGCUCUCGGCUGUCCUUAACAUGAAUAAAUUUGAUGUUCAAUUUCCUUGUUAUUUUAGACUUUCAAUGUUGGCAACUUCUAGCCAUUUAACUCAGUUUAUUUCAGUUUUAUUUUUACAGUCUUUACAAAUCUUGAUGUCCAAUGGGCACAAUUUGAUUAUGUCAGUUCUGAUGACUCAGAAAAAAUAAUUGCAGUCUUGUAUUAUUUCCCACCAUAGCCGCCAGAGGAAAUUUAAAAUGAAAUGAAUAGAACUGUUUCAGUUUUCAUUUUAGAUUGAACCUUUGCGGCUAGACAUCUGGCCUUGUCUGCUUUUGGGAUAGCAAAACCAGAGUAUAAUUCUGUUAUAAAACCAAUUAAUGACACUAAACAAGACAGACCUGUACACAAUACCACAACUGACAACUGUACUCAAUACUUGUGCGGCUAUUGAUUAACAAAGUCAUAAACACUUUUGUGAAGUUAGCCGAGCAAACGCAAUAUAAAAGACAGCGACUUAGCAGUUUAUGCGGACGUGCUACUCCUUGCAGUGAUGUGAUUGCGUGCGACCUAGGGUGCAGCCCCCGCAAAGGAGAAAACGAUGGUUUUAUAGUUUACAGCAGUGGGUGGGUCUUAUCUCAGUCUGAGAGUUAAAAAUUGGGCUAGAUUAUGAAAGAAAAUGCAAGGUCUCUAUAAGUGAAAACCUGGCGAUUGCAACACAUAAAAGAAAACACUCCCAUAUGAAAGUAAUUCUGCAUACAACAUAUUAAAAACAAUUUGCAUAUGUUUUUGUAGGCAAUGCGUUUGGAGCAGGUGACCUGAUGUUUUAAAUUAGAAGCCGGCCAUCUUUUUAGUCCAGAAAGAUGAGGAAUUAUAAGUAAAGCUCUGCAAUAUAUCCGUAAAAUUCAGUUUAAAACACGCAACUGUGAACCAGUUCAUUAAAAAUGAGGGAGCCGCAACCCUAAUAAGUUCCUAUAAAGUAAUAGCCUACUGCUAUCUGCUAAUAAUUUAAGCAUCUGACAUAAUUUAUUGAAAAGUGACAAAAAUGAACGACGUCUUUAAAAUUGUAUUGGCGUUAUCUCUGUGAUAACGUAAUAAUCGCGCUAAAUAAAUGGGUUUCUAGACGCGCGGUUUCCUCCCUGGCUCUAAUAGUUUGGGUAUCAUGACAGUUUUGGCACUUUUUUAACAGCUAAAUUAUUCUUUGAGUUUCAAGACAGCAAUAUUAUGUCCGACUGAAAAUUUUGCUUAUCUAUCUACCAACUUUCAACCUUAGGCCCUUAUCUGGAUAUCUCAAGGUUAGUUCCUCAAAAUAUGUAUUUAUAUCUACAUUUACUUUUGAAUCUGUUUGUUUUGCCUCUGAUGUAAAAAAGUUUGGACAUGGUAAUCAGAAUAUUUUAAAUUUUAGUAAAAAAUGGUUUUCUCCGUGAAUAACUUUAUUGUUUCGUGAUAGGACAGUCUGAAGGGAUAUUAAUUAAUUAAUUCACUUCUUUCCACGGAAUUCAUUUUCCUAGAAGGUGAUUCUUUUUCUGUAUGAAAAAUGCGAAUGCUGGAAUUUUUUAUAAAUUUUAAAUCAGCCUCAAAAAUAUUUCCAGAUAUGUCGAUUGUUGAUUUGUUACCGGCAAACGCAGAUGAUCAAUAAACUUUGCUGGAAAUUUAAUCAGAAACACGGACAUUGCCAAAAAGUCCCCGAUAAAUUUCCGAUCCGAUAUAUUUUUUUCAACCUUUUGUCCCAGUAAAAACAUUCAAUCACGGCUUUAUUUGUGGUCGUCUGUGAUAAAUUUCCUUUCCACGUCCUCUGAUUUGUGAGUUUAUAAACAACCAUUUAUCGUGGGUUUGAUUUGAAAUUCUUGCAAAACUGUUCUAAAAUUUACAAACUGCUAGGCAAAAAAAUACAUAUUACAAUUUCCCCUGCAGUAAAAAUGAAGUCACCGUUUUCCUUUUUUUUUUUUGGUUUUUCUUUCUUGAAUAGCCCAAAGCAAGCUUACAAUGUAUGAAAUCAGUCUUACUUUUUCCUAGAUUAAGCCACAGUAACAUCAGUUUGUAUGGUACCGGGGGGUGUUCAAGGAAUGUUUUGGUAUAGGGGUGGGCUGUCGAGUCCUUCAAACCCGGACCCAGUUUGACACAAAAAUUGUUCACUUCGCUGCUCUGUUUAAGACAAAAGACCUUAUUUGAUCAAGACCCUGAUUCUUUUCGUUUUAGAAACGAAGUAGAAAUUAUUCAAACUAACGACGUGGAAUUAGAUUUUUCAAUGCUGGUAACGCAGAGGUAGUCCAUCCAUUCCCAACCCUAAUACUGACCUUUUAAUAGAGAAAUCUUGAAAUAGUGAAAUUUUACACCCUGUUUAAAGACUUAAGGUUGUGAAAACCAUCCCCUGUUCACCUGUUCAGCAGCACGUACUCGUUUAGACCAAAUAUGGGAGAGUCCCCUCCCCCCCGGUGGUAUGGUUGGAUAGUGAUUCCGUUCUUCCUUCGAUACCACAACACGCACUCAAGUUCGGUUUCUUGUGAUUUUGAUCUUUUAGUCUCUUAUCUUCGUGUUUGCAUAACGUUGCCGCGCAAACAUUUUCAUGAACUUUUGCACCUUUUGUACAAAACUAGUACGCUUAAUAGGUUCCGGCAGUGUCGGUCCAAUUUAACAUUUUUGUUAAUGCAUUCAUAACAAUGCGUUGCUUACAAAACAAAGGUUCCCAUUUUGUGCAAAAAAAAGAAGCUUUUAAGCAAAUUCGCGCGCCGUAAUUGGGCGUCUUUUAAAAAUGAAAUUUUUGACCGUCUAAUUAAGUCUCUGUUGGCGUCGGUGAUCACUGACUAACCUGGUCGACCAUUGCGUGAACUUUUAGGAUGUAGAUAUGGCCAUCAGCAGCGAGAAGCUUGUGACCUAAGGUGCGGAAUUUUUCAAGGCUUUAUAGUAAAAAAUACGAAGUUAAUGGAGGCAGGAACUACGCGGCUACAAGAAAAACCUCCGCCAAAAUUCGGAAGUCUGUUAUCAGAAAAUUAAGGACACAGCCGGUUGUUAUGUAUUGUAAUCGCCGCACUUUUUCUCUGUUUCAUUAUUUGCAACAGCUGAGAAAUCGGUUUUCUUGAACACUUAAGAAGAAAAACAUCAGCCACGGAACUGUCCGCGCGCCAAAGAACUAGGAAGGACUAAUGGAGGUUUGGGCGAAUGAGAAUGCAUCUUUGCGCAAUAAAUCGUCAUCUUUGGAAACUUAUAUAAACCCAUCUGAGCCAGCUACGAUGGCCACAGUUCUCUUCUCGUUUGUCAUCGUGACUGGAUUUCCUGGGAAUGUUUUGAUCGUGUCGGCCAUUAUUAGCAGGCAACAGCUUAGAACGCCGUGUUACUGGUUGAUUCUGAGUAUCGCUGUAGCUGAUCUGGGAAUGGCUCUCAUUGCGGCACCGCAGCGAAUCAUAGAGAACUAUAUUGGGUGGCCCUUUGGUGAAUUUCUCUGCAAUUUUCUCGUGUCCAUUCAAGAGCUCUUUGUAAGCGUGUCCGUUGUCACACAUACAACAAUCGCGCUGGAAAGGUACCGCGUUAUUGUGCAACCUUUCAAGAACAGACUACGUUUAAAAUCAGCGAAGGUGAUUGUCGGUGUAAUAUGGUUAACUUGCUACAUAACCGCCGCUUUACCGCAAGCGCUGAUGUUGGAGCUACAGCACCACGCAGACGACGGCAGACUUUACUGCUUGCCAAAUUUUCCAUCUCUAACUGUGAGACGAGUUUACAUAAUCUACCUAGUUACAGUCUUUAUCGCCUUGCCGUUAUUUGUUCAGUCGUGGUGUUAUGUUAACAUUUUCAUAGUGACAAAUAGUGAACUACGAUUCUCGAAAAGGAACGACCAGAGGAAAAACUUUAUUGAACGAAUGAGGAAAAAGAUCCGUCUAGUUAAAGUUGUUGUUUUUUUAGUUGCAGUUUUUCAACUCUGUUCAAUUCCUCGCGGUGUCUUGAUGCUGAUAAGUGAAUUCAAAAGUGAUGCCGCUUUAGCGACAAACCAGCUUUUCUGGUAUUCUGAUGUUAUUUCCCUGUUUGCUUAUUACAUCAAGCACAUGAUCAAUCCCGUCAUUCUUUGGUGUACGAGCGAUGAGUUUCGUUUCUGCUGUCGGUAAAGACAAUGGCGACGUCGCUGGGUACGAACGCUUUUUUUGAAGCGCUGUUAAGUUUCGCUUCUUGUUUCAAAGAAAGGGCACGUUGAAAAUUAACAAUUUAAUAACAGUCUAAGAAAAAACUAUGGUAGGAAACCCCGGGAGGGCUACUUAACAAAGUUUUUUUACGGGCAGGCUCUGCCCUGAACAGGUACCCCUUUCGUAUAUCUUCCACUGAAAAAUAGUAACCUUUUAACAUACCCACUUAAUAAGAAGAAUAAAUUGGUCACAUGAGAGCUUUAAAAUAAAUUUGUAGAUACCGGUAUGUAGAAAAAAUAAAAGUAAUUAAACUUGGGACGAAAAUGGGAAAUAUCAUGUCCGAGUAAGAUCAGAAACGAAAUUUCAAAAACGCAGAGCAGAGUCACAAUUCCGAAUUGUGUUCAGGUGUGUUUGUGUUUGUGCUAAGCUUGUAUCUUCGGCGCUCGUGUUUCAGUCAUUCAUAAAACGGCAUGGUACGCUAUACGGUCACGGUUUUUGCUGGAUAAUUCGCGCUUUACUCUCUAGCUUAUUGAUUUCAAUAUUUAACUACAAAACGUAAGACUCGUGAUGUUAAAAUUAUACCAAAGUUUACCAGUACGAAACCGUUCGUAAUUAUCUCUCGGCACUCGAUCGGAAACUCUACCGCACCUCCCAGAAGUUCAGCUUACAUUAUUAUACUGGAAUGUACCCUGAUUGAACGGGAACGUCAGUUGACGACGGCGCGCGCAAAUCAAACAACUGGCUUGACCAAUGGCAGAGCGACAAAUUGGGCACCGUAAGUCGCGUUUAGUCCUUUCUGCGCGCUUUCCCAUCGUCAAAUGACGUUCGCGUUCUGUUGCUAAAUCAGCCUAAAUAUUAACAAGUGAACUUACGCAAAAAGAUGCCAAAACUUGCGUCGUGACAAUCGUGACAAUAAUUAUGUUUGAAAAAAUUUCAGCCAAACUUCACCUUCCUUUAAAAAGAUCUUUUUGUAAAAGACCAGAACACAGUAACGCAAGUAGCCCUGUCACGUUUGUCACACACAAACUUUUUGCUGUCCUCUUCUCUCUGCCGUGACCGUAAGUUCACUAACGACAACGACCAUUCUCCGGGAUCGAGAAUACAAGACGACGACAGAUCUAAAAACCGGCUUGACCAAUAGCAGAGUGGGCAAAUUGGGCACGGAAAGUCGCGCUCGGUCUUUUCUGCGCAAUUUCGCGUUCUCAUUUGACGUCACGUUAAUCUUUGUUUAAUCUGCCUAUUUAUAUACUUUCCAAGUUUGGACUUGCAGUUUGCCCCAAAACAAACAAAGUACCAGCUCUGAAGCAUUAUAAUUAAACACCUUUAAUUUUUUAGCAGGAUUGCGCAAUGUCAAUAGUGUAAACGUUUUUGUGAACUGUUAAUUAAACAGGGGCGUAGCUACCGGUACCCAUGUGCGUACCUGAAAAAGUCGAGGGUACGAAAUAAUAAAAUAAUGAGCUACAAACGUGAGCAAUGAAAGAAAACAGUAAAACGAAGGAUAAGAUAGAUUAACGUUAAUUAUCUUAAAAGCAUAGUUCGGCUCAACUCAUUUAACAACGGACUGUUUGAUUUUUCUUUUUACACCCUAAUGUCUGCUCCCGGAAAAGAGACGUGAUUCAUUGCUGGACCGAAUCUUCAAUGGUAUAUAUAUCAUCAUCAUCAAGACCUUAUUAACGUGUCUUAGUAGCUAAGUAGCCGAGGGUAAUACCCUUCUACUAAUUGGGGACACACAAUAUAAUUAAGAAACCUAUUAACUAAUAAAUGAUCAAAAGCCUUUUAACUAUACGGUACUAAAAGCCUAGUUACACAAGAUUUGAUAUUAGAGAAACGGGGGAAUUUAAAAAGCGCAAAUAGCUCGCAAGGCUGGAUGUUUUAAAGCGUAAACGCAUUGUUUUCACUUCGGCCUCUCUUCGCACUAGACGAAGUAGGGCACGAUUAUUUUACAUCCGAACGUAGCGUGAUUCGUCGGUUAAAAGUAGUGUGGCAAAUCAGAGCGGUAAAAGAAUCACAACUGAUUUGUGUUAAGGGAAAAAUGUAGAUUUUAUUGGAUUUAAAUUUAUUUCAUGGCACGUGGUCUACAAAAUGAUAAAAAUAGGAUUUCAACGUUCCGAAUAAAUUUUUUCCAAUUUAAGCGUGGACAAACAUGUUAACAAGGAAUGUUUACUCUUGUGUAUGAUUAUUGAAACAUUGCACCUUAGGAAAUUUCUGUACGCAUAUUAUGUGUACCCUCGAAAUUGCAUUUUCUAAAAAUAAUUAUUCAGCUUCGUCACUGAACAACUGGACCUUUCUCCUGUUCAAAUACCAACCGUUUGUAGUUUUUACUUUUAACAUUUUGAGGAAUCCAGAGCAAAGGAAACUCGAAUUCUUUUACACAGCAGUUUCCCAGUAUAAAUUUCCUAAAUUCAUUUGCUUGACCGACAUUUAAUUUUGAGUCAUUCAGUUUAGCAUAUAAACUUUAAAGCUGAAUUUAUCCAGAAUUGUUUUCGGUGCUCAGCUGAUUUUAUGCAGCCUUCCUUCCAUUUGUUUUGUGAUGUUUUAACAAGUUGAUCAGAUAAUAUAAAUCGAUCGAGCACUGUUAUCGCUGUUUUCCGAUUUACAUUAUUUGAUGCACAUGUCUGUAUGAUUUACGUCCAUGAGCUGAAGAUUAAACUGUUGAAGUCCAAGUUUGAGUGCUGUCCUGUUUUCCAGUUGUAGCAGAUCCUAGUACCGUGGAACAGUGACGAGUUCCUUAAUUUCCCACUAGCCAAGCGAGUUGCAGAGUUAGUUUCCCCCUUCGUUGUUCACACGCCGAAGUCGCUCGAAUUACCUUUUUUAAGGCUUAUUUCCCCGAUUUGUGCUUGAAAGGGCAAAACCUAUCGUCACAUUUGCAAAUAAAAGUCUGAGAUACCACUAGAAUGUUCGCGUAGGUGCUACGGUUACACUAGAGGAUUCAUAAAUAUUUCGGGGAACAGGGGCAUUUGGUGGGUUGUGCGUACCUCUGAAAAAAUCCUGGCUACGCCCCUGUUGAACUUCUGUACAAGAAAAAAUUUGAUUAAACUGGCUCACAGAAUUGGCGUCCAAGCCCUUUUGUAAAACGACAAAAAAUAACAUCGGCGGGGAAAAAUCGUCUAUUCUUACGAACAGCUAGAUUCCAUCGAAGUCAUAAUGUAGCUAAACUAGAUGUAAAACUCUCAAACGUCUUGACGGUUUUACUGUUUCAAGAAUUUAAUAAUACACCACUGAGAUUCAUGUAUUAAGUUUUCCAAUCGAUUAACUGAAGUCUUUCAAGACUUAGCAAUAUACUACUAUCAGAGACUUUGUCCCCCUCAGUCUUUCGCGGCAACUGAGAGACUUACCAAUGGGCGAGAAAAGGUGAUCUGUCAUUGUCUGGCUUUUAAUUACCAUGAUUUUAAUUAACCGAUCCUGAACCAAUGUAAUUAGUGUAGAGUUCUGAGGCUCAGAUUUCCAAUUAGCACUAUCGGGACAAAUUAGUCCAACACCAGCGUUUCCAAGCAAACUAUCACCAUUGUAAUACCAAAAAUUAUAUCAGUCCGAGCUUAAAUCAGAUUCAGUAUUUGAAAAAUAUGAGGUACCCUUUUUCAGUUUGGCUAACAAUCCAAGACCGAUUAUUAGAUGAUAUUGUUUUGUCACCUAAGUUAAUUAUCAAUUCGAAUCAGGCUUCUGCUUCAGUCAUCCCUCUUCUUGGGAAUGACAGUGAAUUCAAGGCACAAAAUCUGACGGGAUGAGAUUCCGGGUGGUAAAAGUAUAUGCUUUUUUAAUUCAUUUCGAUAUUCCCAAAUCGAUGCUCUUUUUCAUUUCUUUUGUCCAGCGACCGUGUACACCUGUUGUAAAUCAGUGGCUAUGCUUUAUACCAUUCUCCUGAUCAAAGCCUUAGUUUCCUUUUCCUUGAAAAAGUUUUGUUUUUAAAACGAAAAGCUUUGUAGAACGUGGACCUUCGAUUGGUUUCCUUUGGUCAGCAGAUAAACUGAGUCACGUAAUUUCUACAAAAAGAACAACCUGCAGAGCUUAUUUUUAAGCCCUCUUAUAACUAAAGCUCAGAGGUACGUUGAUCACGGCCACCAUCUUGCCAACAAAAAACCCCUCUCACUUUAAAAUAUUUUUGGACUCGCCACAGCGCUCUGUCGGUUUCAACGUCCAAGAUGGCGUGAGAGCAAUAGCCCCGAAAAAGGUAUCAUCGUUCGCGCUGCAAAAUACGCCUGCAGCCUACAAAAACAGUGGUCACAAAAUUGCGUUUUAAAGAAUCUAUUUGAAUGUGCAUGUGCCUCCGAAGAUAAUAGGGAGCUUAUGCAACGAUGGCGGCAACGAGAACGGCAUAAAAGCAAUAGGUUAGAUAAGCAAAACAACAACUUUGCACGCGCAUCACGCCUUUUUCGUACAUUUCUUUGCCGUCACCGCGCAACUACGACGUGAAACUUCCUAAUUUCAAGUUUUAAAGGGAAGUAAACACAAGACGACGAUUUUCCUUUUUUUUUUCGUUUAGUGAACUUAGAUACAGUCCUUUAGAAUUCAACUCCUGUAAAAAUCGCCAACAUUUGACAAAUUUAUAGAGUUGCAAUAAGAGCGAUGAAGUUUGAAGAAGCCCAAAUCACUUUUUGGGUAACGUUUUCGAUGCCAUUGCCGUCGUCAUUGGUUUUAAGUUCCCCUAUGAUUCUGUCCAGCUCAAAAGCGAGAAUCACGAUUGUGACGCAAUAUGUCUGGAUACUACUCCUCUGUAAAAUCUGCGUCAAAUAACCAGUUGCUCUCCUGGCAACAGUAGGUCGUCAUGCACAACAUAGAACGCUGGUCCUCAGGACAUUGAAUAUUCUUUCAUGUCACUCAAGUUCUGGUCCAACACUCAUUUCCUUUCGGCGCAGAGUGAAUUAACAAGGGCGGUAAGUGUGCUGGAAGUGUUUUUUUUUUUUUGUUUUAGAAAAGACGCGGUUUUUUCUACAAAGAGCUGGUCAUCACAAGAAUGCCCAUUUUAUAUAUUUUCAGGAUGUCAGCGUCAUCCCUCGACGUGUUUUUUCCCCUCAGUUUUAGGAAUAACGCAGUGCAAGCAAAAGCCAAUAUUUAACAUUAACCUUAGCUUUUUCUUGAUUUAUUUUCUUUGCGGCAAGAAAGGAUUUUUUUUUGGCGUAAUGAGAGUUUUGGGUAUUUCAGGUGAACUCGAAAAGAUUGACAAAAGUGAGCGGCUUUUUAUUCCAAACACGUGUGAAAGGAACGCAAGAAAAGAAAAAAAAAUUAGCUGAUUCAAAGCUGUUUGCUUUCCUCAAUUUAAAACACAAACUAAAAGCUAGCGUGUCUUUGUUUUGUAUGCAGUUAAAAUCGCAAACCUUAACCAUCUCAUCAAGAUCGUAUCUUCCCAGCUAAAAAAACAGCAGCGAUGAGCCAGAAUCGAUUUGGCGCUUAUAUCCUUAUAUUCACAUUAAAGAAUCAAAAAGAGAUUUUUUGUAGAAAUCCCAGCACGAAGUGGCUCUUAUAUACUGCAUCAAAUUAUAAUCUUAGUGGACAAGACAAAGGUUUCACCUGAGAUGGGAUUUUUACCUACAACAUAUAGACUAAACAAGCUCUCAAAGCACUUUUAAGAUGUACAAAAAACCGACGCACAAAAUUGUACCGUUUUUAAUUUGAUAAUGAGACGUAUUCAACCUGGAAAAUUUUGUUUGCCUUAUCUACAAACCUUUCUAGUCGGUUUUGUUUUCGUUCAAUCAAAUACUGGCUUCCUUACGUUGCUCGUAGUUGCUCGAGCUCAAAGCGGCCCUGUAAGGUUUACCUUACACGGUGGUCAUGUCAUAUUCAUCUCGUUGCAGAUACUACUCUUUUGGCUUCUAACUAUCAAUUGAAAGUAAAAGUCAAGGAAAAUCGCAUAAAUUACAACAGGUGUAUUUUAUGUUGUCAAACAUGCUUAAAACCGAUUAUUAUUUUCCAAAACCCUCUAGCUGUACUCGCUUAUUUUGCAUUAUCUCCAAACAUGCUUAAUCCAUGGUCCUUUCAGUGAAUAUUCGCUGUACUCAUGACACCUUAAAUUUACAAGUAAUAAGAACAUUAUGCAGGCUUCCUGUUUUUUUCCUUUUCCCUCUUUUUUUGUAAUGCAAUUGUCAAUUACUCACACCAUCGAUUAGAAAUAUAAACGCCCUCAAAGCAAAUGUUGAAGAUAUGCAAAAGUCAAUUUUAAUUGUACGUUUAAAAUUCGACCAUGCCCACAGUAAAUAUAAAAACUAAAGUUGUCACAAGCAUGUUAAAUAUGUUUUAUUUAGAUGUUGGGAGAUCCACAACUCCUUCGGUUUUUGGUCCUUCCAAAAUAAUAAUAAUAAUAAUUAUAAUAAUAAUAAUGACAAUAAUUUUCAAUAACAGUUCGGUUUUGCCAAGCCUUGACACAUAUCUCUCGGUCAUGUCAUUACAUAAUUAUUUGAAAGAGGAUAAUGCAUAAUAUUACUGAAUUUUAUUAACAUUUUAUACAAGAAAAAAAAAAAAUUCCAGUUUACUGUCCGCGUCAGAUUUUCACCUCAUAUUACUUUGGUUACGGAAAUCAUCUCAAAUCAUUUUUACUGAACAUUUUGGUGAAUUACGGGUCAUUAAAAACAACAGAAUACAUGUCAUUUUAUAUGCAAAAAACCCAAAGGCUCGUUUGACCAAAGGUCUGUGUGAUUAAGCUCAUUAGUCAUAUCUUGUCACCCAGUGUUUAAGGAGGCUAAUGAAUUAUAUUUUUCAACUUACAUUUAAAGUAAACAAAAGACUAUCUCAGUUUCCUAUCAAAAUGAAAUUUGUACCUCUAUGACAUAAAUUUUAAUAUUGUUUAAAUUAUCAUUUUUAAUUUAAUUUUAAUCAUAGGCUUUUAGCUUACUGGCAAAGCGUAUUGGUUUAAACGGCUCGGCUAUGUUAUUGUUAUUGCUAAUCACGACUUUGUAUAAGAUAAUAUCUACAUGACUUUUGUGCCGUGUCCGGACAAUCCCCUUGGCUUACUUGAACGUGAAAGUCCAGUAUUUUUUGGCGCCACUAAAUUAUAUACUGCUCCCUUAAUUGAGACCGAAAAGACCGGAAAAUAUCAGUUUAAAUGUAAACUACACGGAUAUAACCUUCUUAUUCAGAAACUAUCAAACCUCAGGCUGCAAACACACUUAUCAUAGGCAGAACCAGCCACGUGCAGGUAAGAUGGAAUAUAACAUUUAAAUAACUCUGAGCAACACCCUUUGAAAGCAUUUUUUUCCAAUCAUGUUCUCCCCGUUAUAAAAUAUAAAACACCUUAGAUCAGACUGACAAAAGUCCUUUAAUGCUUAAUAUUUUUUGCGUCCUAAAUAAGAAGACGAACCAACCUUGAAUUUAAACAAAAAUAACGGGGCCCAGAUUUGUGUGAUUUGAAACAAAGUAAAAGUCAUAUCCACGCGAUAUUGUUGAUCAGAAAUAAUGUUCAAUACGUUUAAGGUUGUCUUCUGCAAGAUAGAGAUUUUUAUUGAACUUUGUUCAAAAUCUCUUGCUUCAUAAACUGUUUUAAUAUAACCGCAAGAUAUUGUUUCACAGCGGCAUUAAGUGCUCGAGAUGGGUUUUACGGGGUGAUAUGCAGAUUUCUCGUCACAGAGCCAGGGGUAGUGUUAACCCUCGAGCCAAAAAGAAAACUAUUAUUAUGGACGCCGUGUUUAGACUGACAUGGAUCCGUGUCAAUAAUGACCCUAUCAAUUAGAUUUGCCUCAUUAAAUAUUAACUUGCCUUCGCUUUAAUACUAAUAUGAAAAAUUGCAAGGUGAAGUUUAAAAGACUUGCGAUAAACAAUGCCCUUAAGCAACUUAAGAGUUUUUCAAAGUCGUUCCGUCGCAUUUCUCAGAAACUUAACGAUAUCAACUGUGAAGGGUUAGAUUCCUGUCAGAUAUUGCCUUUUUAACGUUGCCGGUUGGUGUUAAAUCGUAAAAGCUCUAUGUACACUUCCCACAUGAAGUUCGUCACGCGUGUAAAUCUGAUUGUCAAAUAAAUGUUUGUACUGUUGCCAUUUGAUCGUAUGUGUCGAGCAAAAAUGUUCUAAAAUAGGCAAUGAUUUGAUAAGUUUAAGUUGAUAAUUCUCGUUCUGGUAGUAAAUGCCCGAGGGAGACUGAAAAUUUAAUGUUGUAUUGAAGACUUUGUCGAAACCGCCUUUGCGGUUAGGUCACCUUCAUUUUAAAAUCUUUAUUCCAACAGCUCGUUUAUCAAGAACAUAAUUGUGUUGUCUUGUAUUGACAAUAGGACAGGUGUAUCAACACAGCUGAAAACGAGCGACGUAGUUUCGACAGGCCGUGUUUGAAUCGUGAAAUUUUAAAGAAUUCUGACAAAGACACUCGACAAUCUCCGAAGUAACUCCUGGUGGAAGUCACUACACAGAAACUUAGACAUGCAAGAAGACAACAUCACUGGCGCUCAAAACACCUCAACAAGUAAUCACGCGAGAUCAAGCUACGCGAUUCUUGUUCCACCGUUGUUUUGUACCAUCAUAGCUGUUGGGUUUAUCGGUAAUACGCUACUUGUUUACACUGUCCUUCGCUGGAGAGAUAUGAAAACACCCUGCAACUACCUCAUCUUGAACAAUGCGAUCGCAGACCUUGGAGUAGCCCUUGUAGCUGCACCGCUGAGAAUCGUGGACUUUUACUACGGUUGGAUCUUAGGAGAGACCGCCUGCCAGGUACUCGCCCCUACGCAGGACGUCUUCGUCGUUGUGUCGGUUAUAACCUACACGAUAAUAGCUUUUGAGAGGUACAGAGCUGUGAUGACGCCGUUCAAGCGACAUUUCUCUUUAAAAACUAUCGGAAUCGUUGCAGUUUUCAUCUGGAUCAUUGCUUACCUCGGUAGUGGGUUACCCAUUGCGACGAUCCUAAGCGUGAAGGUGAUCAAGGGAAAACCCCUUUGUGCUACAAACUUUGCAUCUAAAACCGCGAUGAGGUUGUACGAGAUCUAUCUGGUCCUCGUUUUCCUCUUAGUCCCUUUGUUCCUACAAACUUUAGCUUACUCCAUUCUGGUGCAUCACUUAACAGGAAGAAAUUCUAAGGACAAGUCACUUGAAAAUUCAACAAGUUCCCGUGGCAGGAGGAUCAAGAAGCGCCGAUUAGUACGAGUGACAAUCAUUCUGAUUGCCUUCUUUCAGAUUUGCUAUAUUCCAAGGAUGGUGAUGAUGAUAAUCUACGAUUUUGCGCGCGAAAUUACAAACAACAACUACUUCGUAUAUGUAGACCUUUCCGUGAUGGCUUUAUUCUAUGUCAAACACGUUAUAAACCCAAUAAUUCUUUUUACUAUAAGCACGGAAUUUCGAAGGCACUCUCCUUGGAGAAUGACUACCUGUUUCAAUGCCAUACCACGACGCUUUAGGGUCUUUUCGUCUCGCCGAUCGACCAUGAGCACUAGACUAAGCUUCCUUGGCAACAAUGAAAAUGAACGAGAAGCGAUAAACAAGGAAACUGAGUUUUAA
Molecule: messenger RNA, 25648 nt
Organism: Porites lobata
Lineage: Eukaryota; Metazoa; Cnidaria; Anthozoa; Scleractinia; Poritidae
Source: the annotation of a GenBank genome assembly